Molecule: messenger RNA, 890 nt
Organism: Xenopus laevis (African clawed frog)
Lineage: Eukaryota; Metazoa; Chordata; Amphibia; Anura; Pipidae
Gene: nxt2.L
Product: nuclear transport factor 2-like export factor 2 L homeolog
Biological process (GO): mRNA transport; nucleocytoplasmic transport
Cellular component (GO): nucleus; cytoplasm
Source: RefSeq, marked provisional
GGAAUAGGCUGCAGAUGCGAAGUCGUUGAAGAUGGCUACAACGGAUUUUAGGACAGAAGUCGACUUGGCAUGCAGGACAGCAGACGAAUUUGUCAACCUUUAUUAUGAGACCAUUGAUAAGAGGAGACGGCAACUGACCAAGCUGUACAUGGACAGCGCUACGUUGGUUUGGAAUGGCAAUCCAGUCUCAGGCCAAGACUCCCUUAUCGAGUUUUUUGAAAUGUUGCCAUCCAGCGAGUUUCAAGUCAAUAUGUUUGACUGCCAGCCUGUCCACGAACAAGCUACCCAGGGGCAGAAAACAGUUCUGGUUGUUGCCCAUGGAACUGUAAAAUUCGAAGGAAAUAAGAAUCAUUAUUUCAAUCAGAACUUUCUCCUGAGUCUUCAUGCGACACCAACCAACAGUGUGUGGAAGAUAGCCAGUGAUUGUUUCCGCUUCCAGGACUGGGCAAGCUGAGAUGACCAAACUAGCUUUCAUGUUUUAGACUCAACUGACUUUAACUUUAAAAAUGUAAAUGAAGACUUUUUUUUUGUAGUGUGAACAGGUUUCUCUUAUUUUAAUUAUGGAAGUUUUCAUAUUUGUUACUUCAUAUUACAUUUGUGGGUUUUUUUAAACACACAUCGGGAAAGAAGAUACAAUUUAUAUUUUGUCCCUACUAGCUGAAUAAAUAUUUGCUUACUUCCUGUAUGGAUAAUUAUAUACAGUAUUUAAGUUUGUGGGGUGUUCCUCUAAAGCCUUACUGCUUAACUAUUACCAGGAUUUAACAAACCAAGGCCAAAUAUUAAGUGGAUUGCACUACAUUGAAGCAAGUGAAAAUCCAUAUAUUAAUCAGCAAUGAGGGAAACAAAAUGUAUAUUUGGGGAAGGCAAGUAAAAUAAAUUCUGUAAAAUGA